This is a messenger RNA of Ilex paraguariensis (yerba mate), 189 nucleotides long. Lineage: Eukaryota; Viridiplantae; Streptophyta; Magnoliopsida; Aquifoliales; Aquifoliaceae. The record is from the annotation of a GenBank genome assembly.
AUGUAUCAGUUUAGGAAUGCCAAUGCAGACUCUGCAGCCACUUGCCAGAAACUGAAGGGAGAUCUGCAGGCUGUGUUCAAUGUUCUUCCGAAAGAUAUGCAGCAGCUUCUGCUAAUGAACCCUCAGAGGGCAGCUCUUCUACAAGGAAGUCAUGAAUGNAUGAUCACAACACUAAUCUUUGUGGUUUGA